GCGCCUCCCUAUUAAAUAAUUUCUUUUACAGCCCAUUUACUGAUUCCUUCUCCAAGUACCCCUUUUCGGUUCCUCUUCCAACAAACUCACAAUGAGUACCGAAACCAUUCUCAUACUGGGCGGAUCUUUCGCAGGCAUCAGCGCUGCCCACUUCGCACUCAAGCAUGUCCUCCCGCAGCUGCCCAAGAAGGAUGAGGUCACCUACAAUGUCACCCUUGUCAACCCGUCCAAGGAUUUGUGGUGGCGCAUUGCCGCACCGCGAGAAAGCGUCUCGAAGCAGAUGAUGCCUUCGGACAAGACCUUCUACCCUAUCGAGCCCGCGUUUGCCUAUGCCUCCUCCAAGUUCAAGUUUAUCCAGGGCAUGGCAACCGAUUUGGAUGCUUCGGGACAGACUGUGUCUGUUCAGACCACAUCCGGCGAGCAGCAGUCUAUUCAAUAUGCGGCUCUCGUCAUCGCAACCGGAUUUACAACUCCAAGCCCUCUAUUCACGCAAGCUACGGAUCGCGAAGCGCUUGAGCAAGUGCAUAUUGCUUUCCAGGAGGGGCUCAAAAGCGCAAAGACGGUGAUCAUUGGCGGCGGUGGGCCAGUUGGUGUAGAAGUCGCAGGAGAGAUUGCAGAGAUUCUAAAUGGUAAACCAGGAUUCCUGGCAUCUGCACCCAAGAACCCGAAAGCACAGGUCAAACUCAUCUGUGGCGACAAGAAGCUUUUGCCCGUUCUUCGACCAGCGAUUGGAAAGGCUGCAGAAGGGUACUUGAAGCGACUCGGCUGCAAUGUCAUCUACGACACAAGAGUCAUGUCAUCGUCCAAGGCGAGCGAGGAAGAAGGCGCAAAAACAAGGGUAGAGCUCUCCAACGGUGAGAUUCUCGAGUCGGACAUCUACAUCGACGCUACCGGCAGUCGACCAAACACUGGCUUUCUUCCAAAGGAGUGGCUGGACACCCGCAAUCGGGUGGCUUGCAAUGCCAAAACCCUCCGUGUCGAGCACGAAUCCGCUGGCCCCCGUGUCUACGUCGUCGGCGAUGUAGGCUCAUACACACGCGGAGGCGUCAUGGACAUGUACGAUGCGAUACCCGUAGCCAUGACGAACCUCAAAAACGACCUGCUUGCUCACUUGACCGGCGAGCCACACAAGGGCGAUCGCCACUACACUCCCAACAUGAAGGAGCAGCAAAUCUGCCCAAUCGGUACGCAAAAAGGUGUUGGCGCCUUCAACGGUUUCAAAGUGCCCAGCCAGAUGGUGUGGAUGAUUAAAGGCCGAGACUACAUGGUUAGCCAACUUGCCGAGGCUACGCUGAGAGGUGAUCAGUUCAAAAAGGAGGGCAAAUGGACGCCUGUCCAAGAGACUGGCAAGGCUGGACUGAGCUCGGGUUAGUUAUGCGGUUUUUGAUCGGUAAGCUGGCACCAAAGUAGAGGCAGCUGGAGUAGCGAUAUCUGUAGUGGUAGACAGUCGUGAUGGGUAGUGGUAGUAGGCAUAGAGUGAAAGUUCAGGAGCAUAAGACUCACAUAAUACCCCC
This is a messenger RNA of Exserohilum turcica Et28A, 1514 nucleotides long. RefSeq lists its product as uncharacterized. The transcript has a single exon. Gene Ontology annotation, molecular function: flavin adenine dinucleotide binding; electron-transferring-flavoprotein dehydrogenase activity. Gene Ontology annotation, cellular component: cytoplasm. The record is from RefSeq and is a predicted model, not a curated record. Bases 92 to 1372 code for a protein of 426 amino acids. NCBI's taxonomy places the organism in Eukaryota, Fungi, Ascomycota, Dothideomycetes, Pleosporales, Pleosporaceae.